AUGGUCUUGAUGUCUGGGGUAAGUAAACAGGUGGUGCUAUUGGAGCUAACUGUCCCCUGGGAAGAGUGGAUGGAGGAAGCGCAGGAACGGAAGAAGGCCAAGUAUGCUGACCUGGUUACUGAAUGUCGGAGGAAAGGGUGGAAGACCUGCUGCAAGCCCUUUGAAGUGCCACCUCAUGGAGCUGAUGGUCUACAACUGUUUGCAAUCAUCGCCACCUUGUUCAUCCACUUCACUUUUGCCAGGAAUUCCACUGUUGCUAGUGCACCUCUACUGCCUUGCAACGCACAGCUGCUUCCCAUCGACUCAAACGGACCGAGGAACCGGACACAAGAAGAAGACCGCAGAGACAUGAGCUCUUUGACUGUGGCGCAACUUUAUGUUUUACUUUUCUUCGGGAGUGUCGGCUGCUGGACCGGGACAGAUGCAAAUCCUUUCAGUCAGUGGGAAGAUGGCAUUGCUUUUGAAAAGGUCCCUGGCAUACAGAAGAGUAAUGUUUUGGGGGAUGUUCUGUGGAAAGACCAGAACAAGGACCAAGUCCAGAAUGUUUUCAAAAGAUUCCUCUUUCAUUACUCUAAAGCUCGCAACUCUGUGGGAGCUGUGCCACAUGAGGGAUGUCCAACUGGAAGGAGUCCCAGGGUGAAUACCCAGGACAUGCUGGAGGGAUUAUAUCCCCUAGCUGUCAAAUUCUGUUCAUCCUCUGAUGCGACUUUCACCCAAACUCUCCCAAAGGAGAAAGAAGCAGCUCCUGCUGGUGAAGAUUCGAGCUCUGCCCGAGGGGAUGUUCAAAGAAAAGACACGUAGACAGACGUCAGACAUGCAGCAGGAAGCUCUGCCUCUGAAGUCCAACAACACUCCUGCCCGAAACUGCUAUCCAUAUGUGGUGUUUUGUUUCCAAAAAAUAGAUUGUAUGUGAAGGAAAGGAUGAAGCUGCUGUAUGUACUUCUAAAUGUAAACUGUAUAAAUCAUUGUGAACUGUUGUCAUACACAACACACUGUUACAGUAGAGAAAAUAGAAACAAAGGCCUCAAAGUUUUAAAUGCACUCAUUCAACAUCACUGCGACAAACAUUUUAGCACAUGUUGACUGUGUAGCAGACAUGAACUCUAUAAUUUGACUACACA
Messenger RNA from Thalassophryne amazonica, 1121 nucleotides. RefSeq names its product neuromedin S (gene nms). The coding region runs from base 1 to 801 and encodes 266 amino acids. The record is from RefSeq and is a predicted model, not a curated record. Lineage: Eukaryota; Metazoa; Chordata; Actinopteri; Batrachoidiformes; Batrachoididae. The transcript has 11 exons.